AUGGGACGUCACUGCUUCGCCUCCUUUCAGACUACGGAAGCCUCUCAACACUCUGAUUUCCUCUUCCAUGGUUCCGUGGAAUACAAGAACACUGUGAACCAUGCAUCAUGUCUGGCGGAUGAAAAUGGCUUCCAGUAUCUGUUUGUGUGGGCCCUGGUUACCAAGCGCUUUCAAAUCGCCCACUUUCUGCUCAUGUACAUGACAGAGAUCUGUGCUGCGGCCCUCUUUGCUGCUGAGUUCCUACGUCAGAUGAUGCGUCUCUGCUGUACUCCCUCAGAACGGGGGGAGCUGGAACGCGUAGCUAUGAUCUUCGAAGAUGCUGCUGUGGGGAUACUGACUGAAUGCUAUCUCAACAACAUGGAGACCACAAUGGUCCUACUAGUGAUGGAGAGACCGGCUUUCGGCAAACUGUCUGCUCUGAUACUGGCUGCACGGGGACACUCCUAUAAGUUCAUGGAACACAGUGCCUGCCAGGAGUACAUGAACCGCUUUGUCUUGGCUCUCAUUUUCGGCGUCAUAUGCCCUCCCGCCGUUCCUCUUAUCGUGAAGUACGAUGACAGCAAGUACAAAAAUCUUUCACAGGAAACAAAGGACGAAUUCUCAAACUUUGAGGUUGGACUUAAACAGGCUAGGCGGCAGAUAAAUACACACUUUAGGAAACUCUGCGACUUCUAUCGCGCACCCUGCGUCCGCUACUCAUACCAUCUGGUAAGUCUGGAUUUUAUUUCUGUGAGAUGA
Messenger RNA from Dibothriocephalus latus, 738 nucleotides. The record is from the annotation of a GenBank genome assembly. NCBI's taxonomy places the organism in Eukaryota, Metazoa, Platyhelminthes, Cestoda, Diphyllobothriidea, Diphyllobothriidae.